This is a messenger RNA of Theileria parva strain Muguga, 855 nucleotides long. Its product is annotated as putative integral membrane protein. The coding region runs from base 23 to 835 and encodes 270 amino acids. The transcript has 9 exons. Gene Ontology annotation, cellular component: acetylcholine-gated channel complex. Lineage: Eukaryota; Apicomplexa; Aconoidasida; Piroplasmida; Theileriidae. The record is from RefSeq and is a predicted model, not a curated record.
CAUUAAUACAUAAAUUAUUAAAAUGACUCUAAUAUUACUAUUAAACUUAUACAUGCUAAUAACAUAUGCUAGAGAGGAGGUUAAGCAUAUAGGAUCGCAUAAAUUCAGGUUCAAUGACGAGAUUUUGGAUUUAAGUCGAGAUGUAAACAUAAAUAGAGUUGCUGCUCCUGAUAACCAAUCUAGGGCUAAUAAUAAUUUUAAAAACCCACAGAAAUUAUUUAAAAAGUACUCCCUACUUAAAUUAAAAAAGAUGAACCAAGAUAAUACAAACACACAGUCGAUUGGAUAUACCACUCAGGACUACCCUAACCCUGGCACAAAUCCAAACUUAUGUCUACACAAUUAUUCUACGAAGUCGCAUGUAUGUGAUCCUGAUGGAAUCCUAACUGAGGAGGAGCAGAGAAAUAUGAACCGCAAACUGUCGGACUCAGACUUGGACAUUUUUGUAACCCUUUCGCAGAACAUAUUCGUAGAAACGGGUGUUUCAAAAUCUGAUGCCCAAACUUCAUUUGCCAAUAAAAUUUUAAAGAAAUAUUCUGAAACAUUCCAUUGCGAUUACAACAAGUCGAUACUCCUCAGUUACGUCAAAGAGUUUGAAACACUUAAAAUCGUUUCCGGAGAGGACAUGAUUGGUAAGAAAAUCAAGCCGGAACUCAUUUCUAAACUUGAGGAGGAAUUCCAAGUGAACCAGAAAGAGCUUUACAAGUCGCUUAACGUUGUCAUAGAAAAGAUAAUCGAAAGGAUAAUCAAAACUGAUUUAAUUUUCACGGUGUUAAUUACCACUAUUGUUGUUGCUAUUCUGGUUAUCGGGGGGUUAUUCAUUUUCUAUAAUUGACAUAAUUUACUAUUCGUUGA